UAAUGAAUCAUCUUUAAGACAUUAAUGCUGUUCUGAAUGCUGCUAAUAGUAGCACUCCUACUCCAGCAAAUACAGAUACAACUUGGGUUUUGAUAACAUCAUUCAGUGCUUUAUUGACAAUUUUGGGAUUUGCAUUCAUUAGUUCAGGGGCUGUUCGCUAUAAAUCUGUACAAUCAUCAGUCAUAACAGUGUUAUUAGGAUCAGUUAUAACUAUAUUGUUUUUCUGGCUUGUAAAUAAAAUAUAUUAAUAUUUGAUAGUUAGGAUAUGGUUUUGCAUUUGGAGAUGACAAAGGAAAUAAAUUCAUUGGUUUAAGUAAAUUCGCAGGAAUUGGAUACUAAGUUGAAUCCCCAAGAGAUGAUUAUACAAAUUUGAGUAAUAGAGAUUUGUUAUAAUACUUUAGUUUUCUCUACAGUUGGAGCAAUCAUUGUUGCAUCUCUAUUUGGAUUAGGAACAUUAGAAAGAUCUAGAUUCUUUUCAGUUAGUUUAUGUUUAGCAUUCAUUACAGCUAUAUUAUACCCAAUAGCACUACAUUGGGUCUAACCAACAGGAUGGUUGAGUACCUUUGGAUUUAUAGAUUUUGCAGGAGCAAGUUAUAUUCAUGUAUUUGGUGGUAUUACAGCAUUGGUUGUAUCAUUCUUUUUGAAAGAAAGAAGAGAUUAAGCUGGAAAUGUACAUCCUGGUAUUUUCCCACAUCAUUCUCCAAUUAAUAUUGGAUAUGGAUCAAUUAUAUUGACAAUUUCAAUUUUAAUAUUCAUUAAUGGGGCUAAUUAAAAAGGAAAAGAAAAUAAAUAUGAAUAAGGAUUGAUAGCAGUUAAUACUAUUGUAGCAGCUACAUUAUCAGCAAUUACUAGUUUCAUUUUAUAAUAUUUGAAAACUCAUAAGACAAGUUUAAUUGCACUAUCUAGAGGUAGUGUUGCUGGUAUUGUUGCUAUAUCAGCUAUGGCUAAUGAUGUUAGAAUUUGGGAAUCUGCUCUUACUGGUGUAUUGGCUGGUGUCGUUUAUAUUAUCCUCAUACUUGUUAUCAAAAGAUCUCAUGUUGAUGAUCCUGCUUACACUAUUGCUUCACAUUUGGUAUUCAUAAUUAAUUUAUUCUUUUAGGGUCCUGGUUUAUUAGGAACUAUAUUAGUUGGUUUUCUAAGUCUUACCAAUGGUUGGGUAACUGGUCAUGGUCCUAAAUAAUUAGGAUUAUAACUUGUAGGUAUCUUAGCAUUCAUUGGAUGGGGACUCUUAGUAGCCAUCUUUAUUAUCCCAUUAAAAGGAACUGGUGCAUUUAAAAUUAAUCCAUUCCAAGAAUCCUAAGGAAUUGAUAUCAGUUAUGGUAUCUAAAUAAUUUAAUCAUUUUCUAGCUGAAGGAGAAGCCAUACAAUUCCUCGAUGAAUAACCAGAACCUGCUUUGUUAAGCAGUUCUCCCAAGAAGGGAAUCUUCCAAUGAUU
Molecule: messenger RNA, 1435 nt
Organism: Paramecium pentaurelia
Lineage: Eukaryota; Ciliophora; Oligohymenophorea; Peniculida; Parameciidae
Source: the annotation of a GenBank genome assembly